AUGUCUCAAAGACCCAGGCGAAGUGAGCGCAUACGCGGUUUGCAACUCAAAUUAAGCCCCAGGGUCCUCUUUUUGCUGGGCCCCGGAGUUCGGACAUCUUCCAGGAGUUUGAUGCCCCAGUGGGAGAUACUAUCGUGUGGCAUUAGGAGAAUUCCAGAACAUUGGUUACCGCUGAAUUCGCGAAAUGGCAACACGCUCUUUCGGGCCGUCCUGGUUCCACGAAUCCGGAAUCUGGGCAGGCGGAUCGAUUUUCCUCGACGGAUCCGGUACUUGAAGGUGGACUACCGACCUGCGAGGCGCAUCUUCAUCCGUGGAGACAUCAUCAUGGCGAUAGUCGUGGACCCUUCGCUGGACCUUCUGAUGCGCCAUAAUCCUCGCCGAGGGCUGAAGUUAAUCAUGAGCGUUGCAAGCUACUUCAUGUUCUAG
This is a messenger RNA of Drosophila takahashii, 426 nucleotides long. RefSeq lists its product as uncharacterized. The record is from RefSeq and is a predicted model, not a curated record. Lineage: Eukaryota; Metazoa; Arthropoda; Insecta; Diptera; Drosophilidae.